AUGCGAGAUUCGAUUCACUAUCUUAUUCGAAGUCCAAUAAGAGGUAUUAAACAUCAACUUGCAUCAUUUAAUAUUGGAUUUAUCGACAAAAGUUUAUCAGCCAAAGGUCAACAUGAUGUUGUCAUAACAAAAGAUGCAUCUGUAGAUUUAAUUUAUCUUGGUGCUCGUCUUCGUCAUUAUGAUUGUUUACUUGAAGGAGAAGUUUCUCUAUCAAAUUUAUUAUAUAAAAAUUCUAAUCAUGAUAUUCGAGAAAUAAUUGGUCAAGUACUUUUUAAUAGUUUAUCUGUGCUUAAUCAAUGUCAAGGUGAUGAACUCACAACUGUUUAUAGUUCAAUAUUAAUUUAA
Messenger RNA from Adineta steineri, 345 nucleotides. The record is from the annotation of a GenBank genome assembly. Lineage: Eukaryota; Metazoa; Rotifera; Eurotatoria; Adinetida; Adinetidae.